Corticium candelabrum is the source of this 1629-nucleotide messenger RNA. RefSeq names its product transforming growth factor beta-2 proprotein-like. Bases 277 to 1440 code for a protein of 387 amino acids. The transcript has 4 exons. Lineage: Eukaryota; Metazoa; Porifera; Homoscleromorpha; Homosclerophorida; Plakinidae. The record is from RefSeq and is a predicted model, not a curated record. Gene Ontology annotation, cellular component: extracellular region. Gene Ontology annotation, molecular function: cytokine activity; growth factor activity. Gene Ontology annotation, biological process: regulation of cell population proliferation; transforming growth factor beta receptor signaling pathway.
GUACUGUACACUAAAUGGAAUGCACAAGGACAUUCGCUGUCCUAUUUGUUAGCCUCAUUCUAAUCAAUUCUAAUCACCCACACACUCAAUUAUCAAAUUGGCUGUUAACUAGCAGUAUUAUUCUAAUAAAGACAUACGACUCAGCGAAGCCACCGUUGUACAUGGUAUCUAGGCGAGUCCCUACGACUGCAUGCAUCGCGACAUGUCUAUCUAAGUAAAGAACACUCAACCAUCUCAUCCGAAUUACAGUCAAACGCUCAACGGACCACGUCGGCAAUGAAACUUAUGACGCAAAAAAUCUUCGUUCUGCUCGCAAUCUGCGUGCUCUCCACGUAUGCAGCAACCGUGUCGAGCUCUUCUAGUGCUACCUUUGACCACGACAUGAAAGUGAAGGCAGUGGAGAGGCUCAUUUUGAGCAAAUUGAUGAUGACACAGCCGCCUGCUGUCACAGCCCGGCAACUGCAAAGUGUCACUCAACGGUCCUUCAACGCGUACAACAUGACAGUAAAGAUGAAUGCGAGAAAGAUGAUGAAACGCAAGAAAGACGGAGGAGACCAAUACUACGCCACAACGACCGUUUCUUCAUCUGUGAUGGAACUAAGCGGUAGCGUGUGCGGUAAUAAGGUAGAAAGUAAGUUUUAUCAAUGCAACAGUGAUAGACUACCGACAACAAACGCGGCCAUCAAAACCGCACUGCUGCAGUUGUAUUACAACCCGCUCACCGCCCGCCGUCAGGACAUCAUCAUAUCUGCCUACCAGUUGACCGAAUCGUGUACGAGGAGAGGCGGUUACAACAGAAUUCUACUCGACACCAAACGCCUCACUUGCACCCGCAGUGAUUACGUCGAAUUUGAUAUAACACGAGCAGUCAAAACGUGGGCAACCCGGAAGUCGGAAAAUUAUGGAAUCGAGGUCGAGGUAGUCAGUGACGGAUGCAACCGGUCACCCUAUAGAUACACCACCACGCCUUAUAGUAUGUACCUCCAGCCUAAUGGUAGCAACGUUCCUCUUGAGCGGAGACCGACGCUUUUUGUCACAUCAGACAUCGGGUAUUCUGUUUAUACUACGAGGGGUCGUCGUCGGAGACAGACUCUCGACUCUCGUUUCUGCAAGUCUCUCCAUCCCAAGAACACAAAUUGCUGUAUUCGAGAUUUCAAGCUCAAUCUAAAAAAAGACCUCGACUGGGACUGGAUUGUGCAGCCAAAGGUCAUCAAUGUGAACCAAUGCUCCGGCCUUUGUCCACCAACGUGGGCAGACGAUGCCAAUCACACUCAGAUCAUCAACCAAUUCCGUACGCUGAAUCCGGCUGGAUCUGUGGCUCCCUGCUGCACACCAAAAACAUUCGAAGACGUCGAAAUCAUGUACUUCAACGGUAUCAGUCGUCGACCGGUUAUGGGCACGCUCAGUAACAUGAUAGUCACGUCGUGUGUAUGCGCGUAGAGGGAGUUAUAGACAAUUUGCGUAUGUAUAGAGAGACGCGUGGCUUUAAUAGAGAGUUAGACAUGUUUGCCAAUCCUAUACUCGAUCACCUCAACGAGUUGGAUAAAUUUUAACUUAACCAAGUCUAGUGUGUUAGUAGACGACACUCUUUGUAGACAAAUGAGAGUCAAUAAAUGAGUGUUGGUCUAA